AUGGACUACAACGACUCCCACGCUCUGCUCUCCAGAGAGCACCUCAUCUACGUCAUCACGGUGCCACUGUCAGCUUCCAUCAUCUUGGCCAACCUCGUCAUCAUCUUGGGCAUCUCCUGGAACCGCCAGCUCCACAACACUCCCAACUACUUCUUCCUGAGCCUGUUAGUGGCGGACAUGUGUACGGGCGUGGCGCUGCCUUUUAUUCCGUUGAUGGGUCUGAACCGGGAGUUAAGUUUCAGCGCCUGUCUGGUGGCUCACGUGUUCCCAAACUUCCUCUUCUUGGCGUUCCUCUUCAACCUGGUGAUGGUCCACUAUGAACGCUACAUAUGCAUCGUCGACCCCCUGCAUUACAAUAACUUGUGGAUGCAUCGCAGUUUUCCGUUGGCGUUGCUCGUGGUGUGGGCACCACCACUUCUGUACGCAUCUCUUCCUGCUUUUGGGUGGAAUAACUGGACGGGGCCAGAUUGGAACGACUGCUGCGCAGGUAGCCAGGAGUUUGCAGCACAUUCAAACUGUUCGACAAACGGAACCGCCUGCUGCUCCUACAGACGGGUGUUCCCCAACGCGUUCAUCUACUUGGAGGUGUAUGGACUAGUCUUGCCUGCCAUCCUCACCAUCGCUGGCAUGACCGGACGCGUCUUGUGGAUCACCCGAGGCCAGCUGAAGGACAUCUGCCGCCUCCAUCGUUCGGUGGAGCGAGGAAGUCAGGCCUCAGACCGGGAGCAGAGGCUGAACCUGCGGUACACUCGCUGCGUGGUGGCGGUGUCGCUGACUUUCCUCGCCUGCUGGGUUCCCUACCUCAUUUACAUGCACGUCUGCAUCGCAGUGCUGAUCAGCGACACCAAGUGGAGCUCCACCACUCACAUUGUGCUGUCCUGCACCGGUAUCGGCAGCAUGGCUGUGGUGCCGCUGGUGCUCGGCCUGGCCAACAAACAGUACACAGAACCUGCAUACAAAGUUCUCCAGAAACUCAGAGACAGAUGGAGGCGAAGCACACGGGGAUCAGACGAGGCGGAAGUCUGA
Molecule: messenger RNA, 1026 nt
Organism: Stegastes partitus (bicolor damselfish)
Lineage: Eukaryota; Metazoa; Chordata; Actinopteri; Pomacentridae
Product: G-protein coupled bile acid receptor 1
Exons: 1
Coding region: 1-1026 (341 amino acids)
Biological process (GO): G protein-coupled receptor signaling pathway
Cellular component (GO): membrane
Molecular function (GO): G protein-coupled receptor activity
Source: RefSeq, a predicted model, not a curated record